Hevea brasiliensis (rubber tree) is the source of this 2036-nucleotide messenger RNA. RefSeq names its product protein mago nashi homolog. The record is from RefSeq and is a predicted model, not a curated record. Lineage: Eukaryota; Viridiplantae; Streptophyta; Magnoliopsida; Malpighiales; Euphorbiaceae. Bases 104 to 604 code for a protein of 166 amino acids. The transcript has 2 exons. Gene Ontology annotation, cellular component: exon-exon junction complex; nucleus. Gene Ontology annotation, biological process: RNA splicing.
UUCGAAUUGUGGGAUAAAAGGGACGCUGGUUUUCUUCUCCUCCGACUUCGUUGGAGCGGCAAUUGCAUUUGCAAACAAGCCAGUUAGAGUGAGAGAGGCAAACAUGGCAAUGGCUGCAGAAGAUGAUGAGUUCUACCUUCGAUACUACGUGGGACACAAGGGAAAAUUCGGCCACGAGUUCCUUGAGUUCGAGUUCAGACCAGAUGGUAAGCUUCGAUACGCCAAUAACUCCAAUUACAAGAACGACACCAUGAUCCGCAAAGAGGUCUUCCUCACCCCUGCCGUCCUUAAGGAGUGCCGCCGUAUCAUCUCCGAGAGCGAGAUCAUGAAGGAAGAUGAUGCCAACUGGCCAGAACCGGACAGGGUUGGGCGACAAGAGCUUGAAAUUGUGAUGGGAAACGAGCAUAUCUCCUUCACUACCUCAAAAAUUGGGUCUCUUGUUGAUGUCCAGAGUAGUAAGGAUCCUGAAGGACUUCGUAUCUUCUAUUACCUUGUUCAGGUCAGCUACUUUCUAUACUCCGCCUUUCUUUGUGUUUUUCCUUUUGGUUUAUAUUGCUUAUAUUGGUUAGUGGUGGACAUAAAUUUUGCUUGCGCUAUUCUUUAGUUUACUUGGUAUAAAUAAACAUCCAGGCUAAUUUGUAUGGAUAGAACUUUUAGACAAAUAGAUAUAGUGUAUAAAGGUUGCCAAUAUCAUUUACCUGAUUUGUGAUGCUGAUUCUGCUGGGUUGGAUUAUUUAACGAACCCAUAACCUAAAUGGGUAUUGUUGCCCUUAAAAGAAAAAAUAUUGUAGAGUGCAGUCAUGAGCAAUGGGCACUGUUGCACUCAAAAGAAAAAAUGUCAUGAGCAAUGUAUUAAUGUAUAGCAAAUGCUUCCAGACGACUUUCUUGGUAAGGACUCUUGUUUUUUAUAUGAUUUAUGCCCAUUAUGGAGUUAAUCUACUUCAGUGUAGAAAACUCAAGAGUGCUAUUCUUUUUCUUUUCUUUCCAUUUCUUUUAAGUUGCUUAUAUAACUGCUAGCUGUGAUCGUACGGAAAGUAUAUAAGGUAGUCUAUGUUUGAAGUAGACCAUUCCAGAUAUUCAUAAUUUAAGGCGAGGUGACAGAGUCUUUUAAUUUUUGUAUAUAGUAAAUCUUUUCAGAUGUUCAUAGCUUAAGGUGAAAGCAUAGGUAUUAAAAGCCUAAGGUGCACUAAGGCGCUAAGGAAUCCUAGAUCCUAGGCGCAAGGCUCAGGCGUGCGUCUGAGCAAGGUGAGGCGCAAAAGUAAAAAAUUUAAAAAGUUCAUAAAAAUCAAAUAAAUGUGAUGCUUUUCUUUUUUUUCCUUUGGCAUAUAUCUUGAAUUAGAAUUGUUGGUUUGAGUUGAAGUGGUUGUCCUUUUUGUUAAUGAAAGUGCUCGCUAAAGAUAGAAAUAAAGAAAGUAUGCCUUUCUAGAACCUUGUGCCUGGAACAAAGGCGCACAUCUAGGCACAUAAGGCGUUAGGAUUCGAGCCUGGUGAGCCUUGAGCCUGAGGCGUGCUUGAGGCGCGCCUUUAAUAACUAUGGGUGAAAGGUUGAAUGUUGGGGUUCACAUUGAUAGGAGUGGAUGCUAAUUUGAAAAGCCCUCUUCCCAUUCAGAGGGCCUUUUGCUUUGAUAUUCUAAUUUUGUCUAAUGUGUUGGUUGUCAUAUUUUUGUUAAUACAUCGUUACCACUAUUGAGCACAUCAACAUUGGGAGUUUUACUAUAAAUGAUGGUUCUUAAUGGCGUUUUAUGUGGUUGCAGGACUUGAAGUGCUUUGUCUUCUCUCUCAUCUCACUACAUUUCAAGAUUAAGCCUAUUUAAGGGCUCUUAUGCUGUCCAUUCGAUUUGUAUCCAGGGAUUAUUUUUGUGUUUGAUUUUUGCUUGUAUGAUUUGUUAUUUCAAUAACUUGAUGGUUUUACUGCCUUUCGAGAACUGUUUGAGGCUGUGUAAGGAUGUAUGGGCAUGUGGUUACCCGAUUGAGAAUAUUUCGAAGAACUGUUGGGAACGUGGAAAUAGCAAAAUUAAUCAACGUAUUAGAAGGUC